AUGAUUAUCAGUAGCAGCGACGAUGCUUUCAUCAACAACAUGAAGUUCGCCACUACCCACAAGCUCAAACAUUCAAUCACCGGUGAAUGGUAUGACAAACUCGAAGAAAGUAUCAUCUUCGAUAAAUCGGAUAUCAAUGGUUUGGUUUUUCCUCACUAUGAUGCCCUUGUUAUUACUUUACGAAUUCUAGAUAAUGAUGUGAGAUGCAUUAUGGUAGACGAUGGGAGCGGCACGUGCAUUAUCGACGCUCGAGUACUUGCACAAAUGAAACUCGAGGAUAAGAUAGGAUCGUGUUGCAUCACACUAACUGGUUUUAAUAAUGCAGUCGAGCGGACAUCUGGCGAAAUCACACUCCUUGUUAUGGCAUGUGGCGUUACUCUGGAAACCACAUUCCACAUCAUGGACCAAUACACACCAUACAACGCCAUAAUAUGGCAACAAUGGAUACACACCAUGAGGGCCAUGCCCUCCAGCUUAUACCAGGUCAUAAAACUCCCAACUCCAUGGGGAAUAUUCAGCAUAUGGGGAGGGGGGAACAACGCAUAUCCCGAGAAUGCGAUUGCAUCUCCCUUGACUGCACGGUCACUCAACAGACGAAGGAUAAAGAAAAAGAGGCAUAACAAUCAAUAG
Nicotiana tabacum (common tobacco) is the source of this 630-nucleotide messenger RNA. The record is from RefSeq and is a predicted model, not a curated record. NCBI's taxonomy places the organism in Eukaryota, Viridiplantae, Streptophyta, Magnoliopsida, Solanales, Solanaceae.